Molecule: messenger RNA, 2952 nt
Organism: Hemiscyllium ocellatum (epaulette shark)
Lineage: Eukaryota; Metazoa; Chordata; Chondrichthyes; Orectolobiformes; Hemiscylliidae
Product: polyadenylate-binding protein 4-like
Exons: 15
Coding region: 569-2473 (634 amino acids)
Cellular component (GO): ribonucleoprotein complex; cytoplasmic stress granule; nucleus
Molecular function (GO): mRNA 3'-UTR binding; poly(U) RNA binding; poly(A) binding
Source: RefSeq, a predicted model, not a curated record
CUCCAUCUCCUAGCCACAUGUGUGAGUGUGGAAAAGCUCCUGCAGAAGCACACACUCAUACGUGAAAAAAAUUUAAAAAUCCAAAAAAAAUCUUAUAAACAGAAAAAAAACAAAUAAAAAUCGGUGGAACUAAGUUUUGAAGAGGGGGAAAAAAUCCAGUUACUUUUUAUAAUUUUAAAAAAAAGGAAAAAUAAAGCCAACCAGGUCUCAGCCACGCUCUGGGAUUUAUCGUCUGGAAUCGGGUGCGGACAAACCUGCCGAAGUUUCUGGAAACUGAAGUAUUUUGAAGCGGUUUUCUAAAUACAAAACAAAAAAAAUUGAAAGAGUCGGGAAUCUUGUUAAGUACAUAGGCCACAGGCUUAAGGAGAGAAGAAGGUUUAACCGGUUCAAGCAUUUCUGGAAAGUUCUUUGCCCGACGGUUUCUCGCCUCUCCCCCCCCCCCCCCCCCCGCCCUUUUUUUAAAAAGAAUCUCUCGCGCUCGCCGUCACCCGUUUCGUUUGGGGAGGGAGAAAGGAGAGAGAUAGAGAGAGAAAAGUUGAUCUUUUGAUUUGCGUCGGACUGUCUGAGGAUGAAUCAGACCGGUGCCAGCUACCCGAUGGCGUCGCUUUAUGUCGGCGACCUGCACCCAGAUGUCACCGAGGCGAUGCUGUAUGAGAAAUUUAGCCCGGCCGGGCCUGUGCUCUCCAUCAGGGUUUGCAGGGACAUGAUCACCAGGAGGUCACUCGGAUACGCUUAUGUCAACUUCCAGCAGCCCGCAGACGCUGAACGUGCCUUGGAUACCAUGAACUUUGAUGUCAUCAAGGGGAAACCAAUCCGUAUCAUGUGGUCUCAGCGUGACCCAUCUCUGAGGAAAUCGGGUGUAGGCAAUGUGUUCAUCAAGAAUCUAGACAAAUCCAUUGACAACAAGGCUUUGUAUGACACAUUCUCUGCAUUUGGGAACAUCUUGUCUUGUAAGGUGGUAUGUGAUGAGAAUGGCUCCAAAGGAUAUGCAUUUGUUCACUUUGAGACUCAGGAUGCUGCAGAUAGAGCUAUUGACAAAAUGAACGGCAUGUUGCUUAAUGACCGAAAAGUAUUUGUCGGUCGUUUUAAGUCUCGUAAAGAGAGAGAGGCUGAACUUGGUGCAAAGGCAAAAGAGUUUACCAAUGUUUACAUAAAAAACUUUGGCGAUGAUAUGGAUGAUGAACGACUCAAAGAAAUGUUUGAUAAAUUUGGCAAAACCCUCAGUGUCAAAGUAAUGACAGACCCAAAUGGAAAGUGCAAAGGCUUUGGCUUUGUUAGCUAUGAAAAACAUGAGGAUGCUUCUAAGGCUGUGGAAGAAAUGAAUGGGAAGGACCUGAAUGGGAAAAUGCUGUUUGUUGGACGUGCCCAGAAAAAAGUGGAACGACAGGCUGAACUAAAAAGAAAGUUUGAACAAUUAAAACAGGAGCGAAUCAGUAGAUACCAGGGUGUGAAUCUAUACAUUAAAAAUCUGGAUGACACCAUUGAUGAUGAAAAACUGAGGAAAGAGUUUGCACCAUUUGGAUCAAUCACCAGUGCUAAGGUAAUGCUGGAGGAUGGCCGAAGCAAAGGUUUUGGCUUUGUCUGUUUUUCCUCUCCUGAAGAAGCCACAAAAGCUGUAACGGAAAUGAAUGGACGUAUUGUUGGUUCCAAGCCAUUAUAUGUAGCCCUUGCCCAAAGGAAAGAGGAACGCAAGGCACAUUUAACAAAUCAGUAUAUGCAAAGAAUUGCAGGGAUGCGGGCCAUGCCAGCUAAUACAAUCAUCAACCAAUUUCAGCCAGCUGCAGGAGGCUACUUUAUGCCAGCUGUACCUCAGGCCCAAGGUAGAGCUACAUAUUAUGCACCAAAUCAGAUGGCUCAGAUGAGACCCAGUCCACGUUGGCAACAGCAACAAACCAGACCCCAAGGGUUCCAAGCCAUGCCAAAUGCUCUUCGUCAAGGAGGUCCUCGGCCUUCUCUGCGGCACCUAACACCAACAGGAAAUACUCAGGGUCCUCGAGGUAUUCCUGGUGCACAGAGAAUGGGAUUAUCAACGACUCAGAAUCUGGCUCAUCGUCCUGGAAUUGCUGGCCCAGCACCAAGGGGUGUUCCACCUUAUAAGUAUGCUCCCACUGUUCGCAACCCACAGCAAUCAGUAGUGCAACCUCAAAUGGCCGUACAACAGCCCUCUCAAUCUGCAGUGCUUGUACAAGGACAGGAACCUCUGACUGCCUCCAUGCUUGCUGCAGCCCCUCCUCAGGAACAGAAGCAGAUGCUUGGUGAACGUCUAUUCCCCUUGAUCCAGAGUAUGCACCCUUCCUUGGCCGGAAAGAUCACUGGAAUGCUCCUAGAGAUAGAUAACUCUGAGCUGCUACACAUGUUGGAGUCCCCAGAAUCACUCCGGUCAAAGGUUGAAGAAGCUGUGGCCGUACUACAAGCUCAUCAAGCCAAGAAAGAGGCUGCCCAGAAGGCAGCUGUGGUUGUAGCUACAUCCUAAUUUGGGAAUGAGCUGUGCAAUGAUUGCCAACAACCAAGGAUUCCACAAGUUUUGAUUCAGAUAUAUUCAGACUGGAUGCGUGGAUAGUGCUUAGCUUUGAGAAAAAAAACAAAAAACAUUGCAAAAUUUCAAAUAACCAGAUCCUGAAACAUUUUAAAUGUACCUUAAGAAUUUAAAAGAAAUAUAUUUUGAUAAAUCAAACUAUAAAAUUAUCAAGCAGGGCACCACUUUGAUUUAGAACUUGUUUUGUUUUGAAAAUGGAUAUCUGUGGCCAGGAUAGAUUUAUUUAUUUUUUUCCUUCUCUUUAAAGAACAGGAAAUAAAAGGUUAAGGGUAUGAGAAUGGAGCGAGAUUUUAUUUUGCAGUUGAGUUUUAUCAUUUAAGGUGUGUUUUAAUUUUUAAAACUCAAGUUUGCCUAAAUCUGGAAAAGUGUGUUUCUGAUUGGGGAAGGGAGAAACCAAUAAAGAAACUCUUUCACUA